CGUGGAUGCGGUGCUGAGCUCGAGGCCACGAAGGCAGCGGGCUGCGAAUCCCCCCAGGCUCCUCACGGCCGCCCCUCAGCGAGCGGAGCGGCGAUGGUGGAUGGGGUUUUGUUGGGGUCGGGGUUUUGUUGGGGUCGGGGUUUCGCCUGAAGAGGGCGAAGGGCGGCACUGGGCAAAGCGGGGGCAGCGGAUCAGGGUCGGGAGCGCGGCCCCGUGCUCCUGUUGGCCGCGUGCGCGCGCAGAGAGCGGCGAUCGACCUCGGUGCAACGCAUCCUUGCCUGGCGGCGGCGUUCACCAAGAGGGGAGGUGCGGCGUAUCGGUGCCGUCGCUGCGUGGCCGUGCAGCACCUGCAGCGUAGAGGCUUCGCUGCAAAUGGAAGAAGGAAACUCGCCGGGCCGGGCUGCAGCAGCGCGCCUGGCUUGAGGAAAGCGGCAUCCGCACACACGCACACGGAAACAUGCGUGCACGCUGACACUCGUGUGCCGGCACUCCCGUGAAAGUGCACGGUGCGUGCAUGCCGACGUGCUCGUGCGCCUGGACGCUUGUGUGCUCCACACGCGUGCACGCUUGGCUAUGUGCACACGAAUGCUCGCGCACUCACGGAUGCAUGCUGAAGUGCUCGUGCACAUGCAAACGCAUGCACGCGCGUGCACGUGGGGGGCGCGCUCACACACACACACCGGUGCACGCGCACUCCAAGCCGUUGCUAUGGAGACGCGCGAGUUCCCCGGCAGCCCGGCAGCCCCCCGGCAGGGGGAGCGGCUCCUCCUUUCUGCGCCCUCCCCGCCUGCAGGGGGCGCCCUCCCUCGCCCUGCCCCCAGGAGCCGCCGCUCUCCCCGCGGCCCGAGUCCUCCCGGCCAGCAGGGGGCGCUGACCCGCGCUGAGCCGCUCUAGGGCCGCUCUGGCCGGCAGCGACGGCGCAAGAUGGCGGAGGAGGGCUCAGUGUGCAGCUUCGUCUUCAAGAAACGGGGUCUGGCGGCGGGUAGAGGCCGGCGGAAGCGGCCCAGCAGCGACCAGGAGCAGGAGAGCAGCGGUGAGGAGGGCAGCACGGUGGUGCGGAAGGAGCGGCGGCGGGAGGCCCCCAACCCCAUGAUCCAGAAGACCAGGAGGUGCACGAAGGAGCGGCCCUCGUACGCGCUGAGCAGCAGCGAUGAGGAUGAUCCAUCGAAGGAGAUCGGAGUCACCUACAGAUCAACAAGGUCGGCGAAACCUGUUGGCCCAGAAGACAUGGGGGCCACAGCAGUGUAUGAACUGGACACAGAGAAGGAUAAAGAUGCCCAGGCCAUCUUCGAGCGCAGCCAGAAAAUCCAGGAGGAACUGAGAGGAAAAGAAGAUGAUAAAAUUUACCGUGGUAUUAACAACUACCAGAAGUAUGUGAAGCCCAAAGACACAUCAAUGGGAAAUGCCUCUUCAGGAAUGGUCAGAAAAGGACCCAUCCGUGCUCCUGAGCACCUGCGGGCCACGGUGCGGUGGGAUUACCAGCCAGACAUCUGUAAGGACUACAAAGAAACGGGGUUCUGCGGCUUUGGAGACAGCUGCAAAUUCCUCCACGACCGCUCAGACUACAAACACGGCUGGCAGAUAGAACGGGAACUGGAUGAAGGCCGCUAUGGAGUCAAUGAUGAAGAAAACUAUGAGGUGAGCAGUGAUGAGGAGGAUAUGCCUUUCAAAUGCUUCAUCUGCAGAAGUUCCUUCAAGAACCCCGUGGUCACCAAAUGUAGGCAUUACUUCUGUGAGAGCUGUGCCCUCCAGCACUAUCGCAAAUCCCAGCGCUGCUACGUGUGUGACAAGCAGACCAAUGGAGUCUUCAACCCAGCAAAAGAGCUCAUGGCAAAAUUGGAAAAACACAAAGGGGAGGAGGAAGAGGAAGAGGAGUCAGACCACUCAGACCAUGGAGAAGACCCGCACUAGCAGAGCACUGUUUUGUAUGGAGCCAAAUAAAGUUUUCAUGGGAACAAAGCACUGAUCACAGCACCCUUGGGCAGCAGCUGCAGCCAUUGGUCGGUCAUCCAACCAGGGGUCAUUAAAAUGGGGGCACAAGUGGUGCCAGACUUCAUUUGCUGCUCUGUGAAGGUACAGGACAGAAGGGGGAGCGGAGAGUUGUCCUCUGUGCCAGCAGUGGAACCACACGAGGGCCAGGGGAGGGAGGGGUGGAACUCUGUUCAGUUACUUUUGACAAGGUGUUGCCAUUUAUUUUACUCCUGCUGUGGCAAUUAUCCUGCUUGUGUCCUGCCAGUUAGCUCUGGAAGCAUGAAAAACUAUCCUGAAGUUACAGGGAGUAAUCUCUAUCCCAAAAUUUAAGUCCAUAAAAUAUGAUCGUGUCGAAUGCAGAAAGCAGGGAGAGAAAUGACAACUAGAAAACUAGUUGCUUGCACCAAGUUCAUCUGUCACUCUGGAAAUGUUGUUUGGGAAGUAAGCCAGACUUCUGCAGUUAGUUGUGAUUUAUUACAGCUCAGAGGAGCGUAUUCCCUCCUGUCUGUUCUGCUGCCUCUUGGUUUCUAGAAGUCAAGAGCUAAAAGUCACAUCAAUCAGGAUUUAGAACUUAAGUGGGUGAUGUGGAAUCAUCCCUUGGGGACAAAGCCAGCAGCUGCAGCAGAUCCCAAACAUGGUCCCCAAGGUUUUAUGCUGUCACUGGUACUUUAUUAUUUUUCCCUUGCUGCAAGUAUCAGUAACCAUCUCUGUCCAGGCCUGUGGAAUGGGGAUGAGAAUUUUUGCAAGCAAAUUUUUGCAGCCCACUUCAUAGUGGGCUGGACUGCAAAAUGCAAUCUCCUAAGUCUGGAAUUGAGAAGAGCAUAAGCUUGCAAAGCUUGUGGCAUCACUGCUGCCAUCACUCCUCUGUCACUCUGCAGAAACAGCAGGCUUACAAACUUCAGAAAUAUUUUAUUUGUUUUGGCAAAAAACUAGAGUAACAAACUUUAUCUGGGUUCAAGUAGUUUACAAACACAAGAAGGACCUGUUGUCAGCACCACUCUCCCAUCAACCACACAUACAGGAUUGGAGUCUCAGUGCUUCAUUUGAGAAUGGAAAGAGCUCCAGCACCCACGGUCCUUGGAAAGGUCAAAGUGAAAGCCUUAAACACACCUCCAAAACCAAAUGCUGUGGGCUGGGGGAGAGCUGCCACAGCCAGGGAUCAAGGGAAGCUGUGAAAAGCAAGCAGAGGAUUUUUUUCAAAUCUGUCAUUCAUUCAGGGAUGAUGGUACAGCAAUAGUAAGAGAGGGCUUAAGAUCAUUCUGUACAUAACAUUCAAAGAGGUGUUGUGAAUAAGAGGAGUUGGUGUGAAAAUUACUUUUCCUUCAUGCCAAGUCACUGAGAACAGGCUGGUAUGAAUAUUUCAUGCUGUGAAAGCAGCCCAGCUAACAGAGGGCUGAGCUGGAUGUGCUCUGGGAGGUUAGGAAAGCUGGUACAUGCACAGAAUUACAUGCACUAGAAUUUGAUGACCAGGCAGCCAUGGGAGGGGAUGCCAUCCAACCUGGAGCUCAGAGCACACAGCAUCAGCUGAGAGGAGUCUUAAAAGCUCUCUCCAGAACUGGAGCACAGCUCAGGACUGCAGAGGAACGCCCAGUGCAGUGAAUGUGCCCAGGCCAGCAUCAGGUUAUCUCCUGUUUUCUUGUUAUCCCCAUAAAGAAGUGACCAAGCUUAAGAAUGCACUCCUUUCCCCACCCUCAGAAGUUACCCAGUAACAACACUGUAACAUAAAUCUGACUAGCUCUAAGAAAAUGCCCCAAACUAAGAACUGCUUUCCUCCCCUUCUUAACUCUAAGGCACCCUUUAAAAAAAUAAAAAUAAAAAAAAAAAAUAGAAUCAUGCAGCCUUCAC
Molecule: messenger RNA, 3816 nt
Organism: Lagopus muta (rock ptarmigan)
Lineage: Eukaryota; Metazoa; Chordata; Aves; Galliformes; Phasianidae
Gene: RNF113A
Product: ring finger protein 113A
Exons: 10
Coding region: 925-1911 (328 amino acids)
Biological process (GO): snoRNA splicing
Cellular component (GO): U2-type spliceosomal complex
Molecular function (GO): metal ion binding
Source: RefSeq, a predicted model, not a curated record